Molecule: messenger RNA, 3337 nt
Organism: Plectropomus leopardus (leopard coralgrouper)
Lineage: Eukaryota; Metazoa; Chordata; Actinopteri; Perciformes; Serranidae
Source: RefSeq, a predicted model, not a curated record
GGGUUUUGGCGGUGAACUUGGAGGACGGACAAGUUUGUGGAAGUUGGCGAGGUCGAAACGAAGCAGCCAGCAGAGCAGUCAGCAAAGCAGCCAGCAGAGCAGCCAUGAAGAUGACAGCACUCGCUUCUUGACUCCGUUAAUCCGAGAGGAGAGGUCUGACAGUGCAGCGGACAAAAUCAGCACUGCCAGUAACUCAAACAAGAGCACACCAGCCUGCUCACCAGUCCUGCGUAAACGCUCGCGCUCUCCCACACCACAGAGCCAGGAGGGUGAGAACAUGGUGGAGAAGGGUUCGGACCACUCUUCUGACAAAUCCCCCUCCACACCCGAGCAGGUCGUCCAGAGAACGUACUCCUUGCAGUCAGCAAGAAGUGGGGGCAAGAACUCAAAGAAGAGCCAAAGCUGGUAUAACGUGCUGAGCCCAACAUACAAGCAGCGCAAUGAGGACUUCAGGAAACUCUUCAAGCAGCUUCCUGACACAGAAAGACUCAUUGUGGACUACUCGUGUGCUCUUCAACGGGACAUCCUCCUGCAGGGACGACUCUACCUCUCUGAGAACUGGAUCUGUUUCUAUAGCAACAUCUUCCGCUGGGAAACACUGCUGACAGUACGGCUAAAGGACAUCUGCUCAAUGACAAAAGAGAAGACUGCCCGCCUCAUUCCCAAUGCCAUCCAGGUCUGCACAGACACUGAGAAGCACUUUUUCACCUCAUUUGGAGCCAGGGACAGGACUUACAUGAUGAUGUUCAGACUUUGGCAGAAUGCACUGCUGGACAAGCCCCUGUGCCCCAAAGAACUGUGGCACUUUGUUCAUCAGUGCUAUGGCAACGAGCUGGGCCUAACCAGUGACGAUGAGGACUACGUUCCCCCUGAUGACGACUUUAACACCAUGGGCUUCAGUGAAGAGAUCCCCAAUGAAGAGAAUGAGAUCAACAAUGACAACUUGUCUAAGAGCAGCGCUGAGGCCAAGCCAGAGGGGAGCCCUCCUCUGUUACAUAAGAAAGUAGUCCCAAACAGCACCAUCCCCAGCCCAGGCAACUCUGACCCACCCAUCACAUUUGACCUCCCAACAGAAGAGUAUGCAGACUGCCUACCAGACGGCGAGUUGCUUACUGUCCCCCUUUUAGUGGAAGAGAAGAACAGUGAUACUAGCGGGCCUGGUGGUCCUGUCCCCUCACCGUCUCUGGACUUCAAUGACAACGAAGACAUCCCCACCGAGCUCAGUGAUUCCUCUGAAACACACGAUGAGGGUGAAGUACAGGCCUUUCAUGAGGAUCUGAAUGGCAGGCAGUACAUCAAUGAGAUCUACAAGUUCAGUGUGGACAAGCUCUACGGUAUCCUCUUCACCGAGUCACAAUUUAUGAGCGACUUCAUGGAGCAGAGACGAUUCUCAGAUGUGGUGUACCACCCAUGGAAGAAGGAGGAGGCGGGGAACCAGACCAGAGAGAUAAUGUACACCAUCUCGCUGUCCAACCCCCUAGCCCCCAAAACAGCCACAGUCACUGAAACACAGACUCUGUACAAAGCCAGCCAGGAAAGUGAGUGUUACAUCAUCGACGCUGAGGUCAUCACACACGACGUGCCCUACCACGAUUACUUCUACACUCUCAACCGCUACAUGCUCACCAGGGUGGCCAAGAACAAGUGUCGGUUACGGGUAUCAACAGAGCUGCGCUACAGGAAACAGCCUUGGGGCCUGGUGAAAGGCUUCAUAGAGAAAAACUUCUGGAGUGGGCUGGAAGAGAACUUCCGCCAUCUAGAGGUGGAGCUUUCCAAGCUGGAGGACAUACUGACCGAGUCCCACCAGCUGUCUCCAAAAACAAAGGUGGUGAAAAACUCCACGGUGAGGCGGAAGAAGAGGCCACUCCCCCACAUGCGCAGCCAGCACCUGGACGAGGCGCUCAGCCCCGUUACCACGCCAACAGAUGAGGAAGUGAUUCAGAGAAUCAAACAAGUGGCAGGCUCCACGCAAACCAGGCACCAGAGUCCAGAACACCAUCACCUGCCCGGAGGCCUCGCUCUGUACAGCGUCUCCAAACUGCUGCUCAUCAUCAGCUUUGUCCUCGUCCUGCUGGUGUUCCUCAACAUGAUGCUCUUCUACAAGCUGUGGAUGCUGGAGUACUCAGCACAGUCCUUAACAACCUGGCAAGGUCUGCGGCUUCAUGAAAGUAAACUGCCUCAGACGCAGAUGGAGUGGGCCCAGCUCCUGGAGGCGCAGCAGCGUUACCAUGACACCGAGCUGCAGAAGUGGAGGGAGAUUAUCAAGUCGUCAGUAGUGCUGCUAGACCAGAUGAAAGACUCGUUAUUGAACCUCCAGCGAGGCAUUGGUUUAAGGGACUACAGCUCCGAGGCUGAGGAGAAGAGAAGUCGCUAUCACUGACACAACACCAUCAAGGCCAUGAGGGCGUGCUGUGCAAUAUACUGUAGGACCUGUUUUGUUUGUGAAACAGUAUGCAGGCGGCAGCAAGACAGAGAGAGAGGACAGAGGGGGAGGCGGGACCAACAGUGAGCUGGUCCAAUAGACACAAAGAGUGGAACAGUCGUCUCCAGCGCACAGAGGUUAAAACCCCCAGGAGGAGGGAAUCACGGACGGGAAGUGCCCCCAUCACACGCAGGAACUGAGGUGUCCCGACCAUCACUGAGGCAUUGAGCGAAGAUGCUCCUUCUCUACACCUGUUGGAUAAACCGUUUCCUUCUUCUCUCUUAUUUCCAAGUGCAUCCUACUGUAAGCCAUGUCGACCAGAGUCGCAGAGAGCAAGAAGGAAAACUACUGCAUGCAUUUAGACAACCUAGCUCCCCUCAGUCAGUGUUAAUGUGGUCCAGUUCCAGUCUAUGUGUGUCAACAAAAAAAAAGAAGAACAGAAGAGAUCAAAUCGGAGGAAGGGGGUCCUUACGAGUCUUAACGGCUGUCUACACUCUCUAGACUGUUCCAAACCAAUCGUCCCUCUAGAGGUUCUCGCUGCAGCGUCCCUUUAAUGAACCUCCAUGUAAUCAGAGUGCAGUAUCGUUCCACAACCAAAAUAAGAAAACAGGUGUUGUAGCCGGGAGCUCAUCUUCACCGAUCAGUUCCGAUUGCCUUGUUUGAAGCUGGCUGCUUGGUCUCCGUCAGGGCUGGUUCCCUGUCCGACUGUUGUGUUGAAAUAUUUAUAAGCAGAAGCGAAAGACUGAUGAGACCCAGGCCAGUGAUUUUAACCCUAUAUGCAAUUCACAAAAUCAGUUGCCCCUGCCACAGUUCUAGCUAUCUGACAUGGCAUUAUUCCUCAUCUUUUUAAUAAAGCAGAAUGUAUUAGCCUGGACUAAAAGGCCAGUCUUUGAUCACAACCUAUUAUUUUUUUUU